CACUCCAAGGUCUCUCUCAGUCCACUCCUCACCACUGUGUUAGUAAGGGUGUUGCGUCUCUCCACUCCCUCCAGUGUUGUACUGAGUGACGCACCUGUGCUAUCCGGCAGAAAACUCAAAGUCAAACUACCACUGAGGAGGAAAUACUGAAAACACUAGAAAACCUGACACACCAUCAACCGGAGUAGUUGGCGCAGAAAAUAGCGAGCAACUAGCAGCCACCAGCAACCAACACCUACUAGCAACUAGCACCUACCAGCAAGCAGUCACAGUUACAGUGGUUGUGUCCAACAUGCAUGGCGGGUGGUUGCGGGGGGUGGAGGUGGUGGUCGGACUGCUGCUGCUGCUGCACUUCUCAGCAGCUGCAACACCAGAAACACUGGAUGCUCAGGAUCUAGAGAAGGAAGCGCUGGGGCUGCUGACGCCUCUCAUGGGUAACGUGGACGUGGCACUACGUAAACUCAUCGACAACAGCAAGGUUGGCAUGGGUGUCACCACCUUCAUCAACAUCGUUGCUAAACGGGUGUUCAACCUAUCUCCGAAUAAUGACAACUUCGGCUCGUCCAUUCCCGCGGCUGACAGGAAGUUGCUGGCAUUGUUUGAAGUUCUCUCACGGCGCUUGGACCAGAUGGAAUAUGGAGUUCAUGGUGUUACGCAUUCUCUGAGGAACAUCGCUACUGGUCUGCAAGACUUGGUACGUUGGGAGAUAGCUCUCAACACCAUGGAGGACUACACCAGAUGUAUCAACACAUUCUACAAUCGCUUCCUAUUUUAUCAGAAGCUCAAAGAUAAGGUAGAGAACCACACACUGCUUGACUUUGCCAACGCCAUCGUGUCCCACGACCCACACUCAGUGACAUCCUCGAUGGUUUACCUACACUCCAUGGCUGCACCAGAAGCCGCACACACAGCCAACUCUCCUCUCUUUACACAUCUCCAGUUGCCAAGCAAAGUGAAUGAUCCCAAGAGCGUGUACAGUGUGUCUGGGAGAGUUACAACCAAGACAGCCUUUUAUAACCUGUUGAAGAGUGUUGUGGAGUGGGAGGACAUGCCAGCAGCCAGGCCUAGCUUGUUCAUCAUGCUCGGUGAUGCUCUUAAAAUGAGUGAUGUGUGUCAGCUGCGUCAGUCAAAACAACAGCUGAUGAAAGCUCUGCACCAGCUGCUGACACUGGCACAAGCUAGGGGCUACAUCAUGCUGGAAUUUGCCUGGAUGUUGCUCAGAGUUCAUGACCAGGGUAACUUCACGGCAGAACAUGAAGUCACUGAGAACCUGUACCUGCAGUACUCUGAUGACAUCAUGAGAGAGGCAAAGAAGGCGAUAACUGAUCAGUCACGGGAAUACUGGAGGUGUGACCCUCGUCAGCACUCCGAGGGAGACACUUACAUCCAACUUACUGAACUUCUCCAGGGUUACAUUGAGAAUGAAGUGGACAUGAACUCCGUGGGUUCCUGCUCGCAGACUUGCGGAUAUUAUCAACAUGCUCAUAGUGAAGGUUGUUACAUGUCAGAAACACAGUACUGUGGCAAGCACCGUCGCUGUCAGGGCACCUUGCACGACUGCCAGUAUAAUUAUGCAGACUCCUUGGUAUGCCUCUCCAGAAAGCCUUACAGACGAUAUGACUCCAUCGUGUAUAAUAAUGGUCUAAGACUAGGGUCUUCUGAAUCUUGUGGCGGGUCUCUCAUGAGGGUAGACUCAUGGUGGAGGUUCCUCUACCACUGCUCUUACUGCUACUGUCUGUGUGAUGAUGGUAACUCUCCCACCAGUAAUCGAUACAUCAGUCUUGUUGCUGCUCUCAGUGACACACGCAGCAAUAUGGUGGUGACAGGUCUGCAGUUCACCAAGCAAAGGAAAGUUAUACACCUACAAGUACAACAAGGCGAAGCAUUGCCACAAGGACACGUCAACAUGUCAACUAUACACUGGGUUGAUGUGGAGCCCAUCAACAUUUUAAGCAUGUCUUACGACGAAGGCAGACACUACAAGAAGUUAUCGUUCGAGGAACGGAGCAUAGACCUGGACCGCCUGGUGGCUCCGGAGAACCAUGUUGUGACUGGUGUUCGCUUCAGGAUGCUGGGUUCCCAUGUCAACCUGGAGGUACAAAUCACCCCAGUAAACUACACGACAGGUAAACUACAGGCGUACAAGAGCUACUGGAUCAGCAACGACAACACACCAGCUAUGUCCAGGAACUCCAGGAAGGAGUUUGUGAUUUAUUCUCCCGAUGACCCGGCUAGAUUCAUCACUCCCUCGCAAAAUUACUCAAGACCUGACACAUUCAUACGUUUUGGUCCCACUGACAGGAGGAAGGACGCAGCCCAGCUCACUGUGCCAUUCCUCGAUGCACAGACUGUUGCUCCAUUUCCUAGUACCUGGUUUUCCGGAGUUGAACUUUACCACAAAGGUCAGCCUGGCUCUGGAGGCUUCCUAGGCCUGAAAGUCAUCACCUACGACGCAUCUCUUCACAUGGAAUUCAUAGACUACGAUACAAUGGCUGUAAAUUUACACAAUUUACCCAACCACUAGAGAACAGCUUUAUUUUUUACAACCUCAUAAAGUAUUAUGUAUAGUAAAACACUACAGUUAAAACUAAUUAAUUGCUAAUACAUGCUUCAGUAUUUUUUGCGCUUGAUAACUGGUGGCUAAAGCUCCCGCUUCACACACGGAGGGCCCGGGUUCGAUUCCCGGCGGGUGGAAACAUUUCGACACGUUUCGUAACACCUAUUGUCCUGUUCACCUAGCAGCAAAUAGGUACCUGGGUGUUAGUCGACUGGUGUGGGUCGCAUCCUGGGGGACAAGAUUGAGGACCUCAAUGGAAAUAAGUUAGACAGUCCUCGAUGACGCACUGACUUUCUUUGGUUAUCCUGGGUGGCUAACCCUCCGGGGUUAAAAAAUCCGAACGAAAUCUUAUCUUAUAUUAUCUUAUCUUACUGUAUUGCGUUACAUAAUACGUAAGUGAUGCUACAGUCUCUGUAGCAUAGCUGGAAAUUACAGUAACGUGUAGAAAUUGUCAUGUGACUCCUGUACUGUUGUUACACAUGUAGGGCCAGGAGCUGAGUCUCGACCCCUGCAACCACAAUUAGGUGAGUACACCUUGCCAGAAUGUCAUAGACAUUCAUAAUUACAUUGUAAUAACGUUGAUACAAUUACCAACAAUAUGUUGGUAAAAACGACACAAGUACAACUAAUGUGAGCGAAACGUUGCCACAGUGACAUGUCACAUUAGUUGCACUUAUGUCCUUUUUACCUAACAUAUUUACAUUGUUGAGAUUAUAUAACAGCUUAAGAAAAAUUAUAUAACUGGCAAGAGUCCCACUCAACUAGCCUAGCUAUUUAUGUACAUAAUUUACAACGUAGUGUAUUUACAACAAAAGUACAGAUCUGUGUUUCACUUUUGUCCACUUAUUAAUACAUAUAUCAUAAUAAAGUACCUAUUGUCCAA
Messenger RNA from Cherax quadricarinatus, 3440 nucleotides. The record is from RefSeq and is a predicted model, not a curated record. NCBI's taxonomy places the organism in Eukaryota, Metazoa, Arthropoda, Malacostraca, Decapoda, Parastacidae.